AUGGCAGCCGCUGAGGAAGACGCCUGGUGGGAUGGCCUGCCAGACCAGAUUGAGGACUGGGACGCUCCGCUCCCCGUGCCAAUCGCUUCUCCAAGCACUGGUCGCCGGAAAUUGUCGGGGGAGAAGGCGUCGCUCCAGGCAAUCCUUGUGAAAGCGGAGCGGCGUCAAGUUGGUGUCACCCCCCCACCGCAAGUUGCUGCCGGUGUACAUGGUGGAAGGGGGGGAGCGAGUGAGCCUGUGGCGGGGGAAGCAGAGCUGGGCCCGUCGAAUCAAGCUUCGCCAGCCGUCCAACAAACAGGUUCAAGUCCUUUGAAUGUGGCGCCUAUUGUCUCAAGUUUUGGAGCAAGCACUCGGCCUCCUGGUGCCGACCUCCCACCCCCCCACUCUGUGGUUGACAAGCACACUCCUCAGAAUAGGGGGCACAAUUUUAGAGAGCAGCGGCCGUACUCAGAUGUGGCCCCUCCCAUCCCUCCUGUAAACAGUGAUGGCGUCGCACUCUCUGAGGAACAGCGCAGCCGGAUUGAUGCCAAUCGGAUGGCGGCGCUGCGGAGGCGGAAUGCGGCCGCGUGGUACCAGGCAGCACACACGUCCCCAGGGAUAUCUAUCCCCACAUUUCAGCAGACAGCCCCUUGUCAGGCGUGUCGCCGGAACGGGGGUUCAGCAGAGGCGGCGGAAUCUGGAGGGGCAGAGGUGAACAUAGAAGAUGUGGACGCGAGCAAGACUGAGCUGCGCAACGGACUUAAGCCGGAGGUUGGCAGCGAGAAGCCGAGCAACAGUCCCGAGUAUGAGGUGCCAGAAGACUUCUGGGACGAUGUUGAUGAGGGUCAGGGGGGGAACUCUGGGGGCGAGAGGCAGACUGCAGCGAAUUCUUCUGAUGUGAAUAGGCCCCUCCGAGGAAAUAGUCUCUCUGGUCUGACUGCGCCCGCCAGUGCCAACAUACCCUCUGAGGGGGUCUUCAUAAACUCAGCUGCGAGGGGGGUUAGAUCGGCUUAUGUGCAGCCUAUGGCGCAUCCUCACCAGAGAGUGUUACCGGCAUUCUGCAACGCCGCCUCUUCACACCAGCCUGAUCCAAAUCCCCAAUUUCCACAGUCCUUCCAGCAAAUCCCAGAACCUCUUAACAUUCCCGUCAUGCCUCAGGGCCCUGAGGUCAUUCCAAGACCUCUAGAGGUUUCCCUCGAACUCCAAACGGUCGACCUUUUGAGGGUCUCAGUCCAGUAUGCUUUCUGCGAACCCCCCAUCGGGAGUGUAUUCGCACCAGAUUCGUUUGAGAAUCCGGAGCAGAGAACUAGGUCCGUGCUCGAGCGAGCGUGCCCAGGGGUGCUUCCACAGAAGUGGGUAUCUGACGAGACUCUGGACAGCGAGGGUUUUCUCGUUUUCCCCAUAGUCACUUACGACGCCGUUCUGAGGGCCCUGUCAAAGGUCCCGGAAGCAAAUGUCGCAGGCAUUCCAGAGUCUACACUGCGGGCACUGCGCGUCAGAUGGGGCCCUGCCGAAAGCGCUGGAAGCGGGUCGAACAGUGCCAAAGAAGAGAUUACGAAAGGGGAUUUGGUGCCGGGGGAUCCCUCCGGAGCCCAGUCUCCAGUCCCUCCCAUCAAGAGGCCCUGUGACAGCUCGUGGCGGCCGCUCAAAAGUUGGCACAUUGGGGACGAGGAAGUGGACGCGCUAAUGGAACAGGGCCUUCCGGCCGGGCUGCGAAAGACGCUGCUGCCGUUCCAGUGGGAGGGGGUGCGGUACGGCCUGCGCAGGGGGGGGCGCUGCCUGAUAGCCGACGAAAUGGGGGUGGGAAAGACAAUACAGGGAAUUGCUAUCGCCAGCUGUUACCGCGCCGAGUGGCCCCUCCUCGUUGUCGUUCCUGCCAGCAUGCGGCUCCCUUGGGCGGAAGAACUAGAGAGGUGGCUUCCUUUCCUGGGCCCAAGAGACGUGCACCUCGUGUUUUCCUUCCAGAACGAUCUGCAAGAAGGGGUGCCGUGCCCAAAGGUUGUGGUCAUCUCGUAUACGAUGCUGCGGCGCCUGAAGCGGACGUUUGCGGCCCAUAAGUGGGGCGUGCUUAUAGUGGACGAGAGUCACAACCUGCGGACGACCAAGAAUCCCAAAGAGACGGAGGAAAAGGAGACCGUCAAAGAGUUUCUGCAGAAGACGAAGCGAGCAGUCCUGCUAUCCGGAACGCCGUCGCUUAACAGGCCGUUCGACAUUUUCCACCAGGCCGAUGGUCUGUGGACCGGUCUGCUCGGCCGCACCAAGUACGUGUUCGCCAAGGCGUACUGUGACGUGCGCACGCUGCGGCGCGGGUGCGGCAAUAUCGUGAAAGACUACUCCAAGGGGGCCAGGCUGCAUGAACUGCACGUGCUGCUGGCGGAAACUGUCAUGGUCCGGCGGCUCAAGUCGGACGUCCUGGAUCAGCUCCCCCCGAAGCGGCGCCAGGUCAUCCGGCUGAAACUAGAGGCGGGAGACAUCAAGGACGCCAAAGAACGGACCGCUCAGUUGGCGGCUGAGCUGGCGGCGAUGGGGAAGGUGCGGGGGCGCAAGUUUGCGAGGAUGGAAGCUCGGAUGCUGGAGGAAGAGAGCGAGGAGGGGGGGGAGGAAGAAGAGGCGCUGAGAAGGCUGGUGGAGGGGGGGGACGUCAGCGGAAAGGAAGACGGGGGCCUGACGUAUCAACAGAUUGGGCUGGCGAAGCUCCGGGGGGUAAGGGAGUGGCUGGCGAACAACGUGGGCCUUACCCCCCAGAAAGAGGAAGGGGCAGAAGACGUACCCAAAAUGAUCAUCUUCGCUCACCAUAUCGAGGUGCUCGACCGAAUCCAGCGAUACGUGCACGACUGCGGCGUUGCUUACGUCAGGAUUGAUGGCAGCACGCUCGGCCACGACCGGCAAGCCGCGGUCCAGGACUUCAAGCACCGGGACGAGAUUCGAGUAGCCAUUGUGGGCGUGACAGCUGGCGGCGUCGGAUUGGACUUCAGCGCUGCACAGACAGUCGUCUUGGCGGCCGAGGAUCGCGCUCAUCGGCGGGGCCAGUCUAGUGCCGUCAACGUGUACCUGUUCUGCGCCAAGGACACGGACGAUGAAACCAGCUGGAUGCGGUUAAGCGAGUCGUUGGAGCGGGUUACGACCGUGGUUAACGGGUCCGAAAACGCGGUUAGGGGAAUCCACGUGGACGCGGUUGAGGACAAGGCGUCCGGACAGAACAUUCGGACAGAAAACGCAGAAACCGACGACUGGGGCGCGACGCAGUGGGAAGGGGGGGUUGGGUUUGGCUGCAGAACGGGACCCCCCGGAGCGGAGAAGGAGGAGAACGGGGAAGAAAAGGACCGCGAGGAAGGGGCGGGUGAUGGAACCGAAAAAGUGGACGAGCCGGGGGGUGGAAUGGAGGCGGAAAUUGACCCCCCCGGGAACGGAAAGUUUGUGAGCGCGAGCGAAGAAACGAGUGCGAAGCCGCAUGAAGAGGCGGAGGCGGGUUCUUCGAAGGGGGAGGAAGAAAAUGGGGUCGCAAUGGAUGACCAAGACUUUCCUUUCGCUGCUCCAUCGGGUGACGGUGAAACGAAGGCGCGAAACGCAGCCGAAGCAAAGGUUACUGAAAACUCGUCGGACAAGGUACGCAUCCUCACCCCCCCGGGCGUCCGCAGGCGAAGCUUCCCCAUCGACGGCACCCCCCCGGAUGAAAGACGGGGCGGGAAGCGCGCCCGGAAGAGCCUGUUUCCGUCUUCGCAGGGGCCCGUCUUCGACGUUUUCACUCGCGCCGGGGGGGACGCAAAGGCUGGGGAAAAAGGGGGGGAGGACGAUGGGGGAGUGCCGGUGGGAAAGCUGCUGUUUGAGAUCAGUCCGAACACGGGGCGAGUGCAUCUGUACCGGGGGGUAAAAAGCGGGGCGUCUGGAGGGGGGGGCGCGGAGUUGCUGGGGCUCAACUUUCCGAGGGAGGAGUUGGCCAAGCUGAAGACGGAAGAGGAUGUCCGGUCUUACCAGGGGCCCCUCCCGAAACUCCUGCUGACGUGCGGCGCCCACCUGCGCGCCGCCCGUCAAUUUCUGGACGAGUGGACCAAGCUGCGUCCGAUUUUUCGGUCGAAGCUCCAGGGGAUGCCGCUCAAAGCACCGCUCGAGCUGGAGCUUGAGAAAGUCAGGGGAGGCGCGACGGGGGGCCUGCGGGCGGGCGGCAGCAAGAAGCGCGUGGCGGCGCGUGACGAGGUGGGGGAGCCGCUGCCGGCGGGCGCGAGCAUGCGGGGCGUCGAGUGGCGGUCGAUCUUCGGGGAGCCGCAGAAGAGCAAUCAGGGGUUGGACGAGGAUGGCAACCCGCUGUGCAAGAUGUGCCAGAAAAUCUGCAGGGGCCGCUUCGCCAAGUUUCCCAAGAAGAUGGCCGACCUCUUUUGUUCGCCGACCUGCGCGGAUCAGUACUCGACGCGAACGAGCAGCGCCCACAAUCGGCGGCGGCUGUUCGAACUAGAGCGGGGGGUGUGCUCCAUGUGCAACCUGGACUGCCACAAGAUGGUGACCACUCUGAAGGGCCUGUCCAACGAGCAGCGCCGCAAGUCCAUUCUGGAGAUGGCUCCCGCAUUCCUGGACUACCCCAAGAGACUAGACUAUCUGCUGGCCAACUUUAACGAGGGCAACGCCUGGCACGCCGACCACAUCGUGGCCGUUUACGAGGGCGGGGGCGAGUGCGACUUGAAGAACCUGCGCACGCUAUGCGUCCCCUGCCACUCCAAGGUGACGUCACUGCAGACCAAGCGGCGCGCUAGUGAGGCGCGCCUGGCGAAGAACGACGAUCCGAAGCAGCGGAAGCUCAGCUUUGUGCCACGUGUCAAGAAGAAGCGGCCUGCGGAGUUUGUCGACCUGGGGAGCGACGAGGAAGCGUCUCCGCCUGCGAAGGGCCCUGUCUCGCCUCCUCCGAACGCCGGCCAGAACGAACGGAAGGACUCUCCGGAAGCGAGCGCGGACCAAACGGGGCCCCCAGCGGCAGCCCCCGCGGAGGCGUCGUCCCCGGCCUCGUUGAACGGGAGCCACAGCAGCGCCGAAGAGCUCCUGCAGUUCGACUUCCGGAAAACAGGGCCCGAGAAGGGAGCGCAUCGGCUAAACGCGUGCGAUAUGGAUGUCGUGCAAGCCCAGGAAGCGUCCGAUCGUGAUAGGGUGGCAUAUUCGGACAGCGGUACGAAAGCGUCCGACCGGUCUGAGCGGCAUUCGGACGGUGUUGAUUCGCAUGAGAGCACAGCAGAGGAGGGCAAGGGGAACGGUUCGGAGAAGGGGGAAGAGGCAACGCGGCGCCCGCCCCCCCUGAAACGAGGGAAGCGAAGCGUGGACGAUCUGCUGAAGUGCAAGGUUGCAGGAAAAAGCGGGUCGCAAGUUCGAGGCACUGCCGGGAAGUCAGCCGGGAGGAGCAAAGGGGUUUUGGAAGGGCGACCAGAGGAGUCCGUCGUACGAGGCUUGGCGGGAGAUUUGGACGUUGCUUGCGGGGGGUCGGACAUAAGUCGGUCCGAUCCGGACGGCGGAACAGGGGCUGCGGACAGCGGAAUGAAGGGUACGAACGCCGGAUCGAAGGAUUCGGACAGAAUUGUGAGUCGUUCGGACGGUACCAUAAAGGAGUCGGACCAGAACGGCAGCGUUGCGGACUCUGCUGAGACGGACAGAACGGAACAGACGGAGAGCGCAGGAGAAGACGGCGGAGAGCAGGGUUUGAGGGAGGGGGGUCAGGAAGGGCGGCGCCCGCCUCCCCUGAAACGAGUGAAGCGAAGCGUGGAAGACUUGCUGAAGUGCAAGUUCACAGGAAAAUGUGGAGCGAAAGGCACCGGCAGGGGUGCUUUUGGGGGGCUUGGAAAAGGAGGGGAGAGGAAAGAGAAGAAGGGAGAACAGGCUACGAAAGUUGGGAAGGAACGAAAGGGGAGCGACUUUCAGUGCAACAGAAAGCGGCUCCUUGAGAAGGACACCAGAAUCGAAGCUGUCAAGGAGGAUUCGGCGGGUGCGAAAAAGGGGACGCGAGUUGGGUUGGAAACAGCUGUGAAGGAGGGUGUGUCCGCUUCCAAGGAAGGGGACGCGGGGGACAGUGAUGGGGAGCUCUUUGCGGCCAUUGAAAGGUUCAAGAAAAGAACGGAGAUGGAGGGAAGGAGCCGGGGGUGAAAGCGGGCCAAACCGGAGUUGAAAGAAAGCCAUACUUGAGUCGAAAGCUGGCCAAGCCGGGGUUGAAACCCAGGCCAAAAUGGGGCCGGAUAAGGGCUGAACUGGGUCAAAAGAAUGCCCAAUUAAGGACGCAAGAAGGAUGGAUCGAGUCCCGAAGGAGGGGGUCAACCCCGGCUUCCUCCACAACAAGGCUGAGGGGCCAAGUUUGAAAGAGGCCUAGCCGACAAGAGUGGGAAAAUUGUAUGCAAGGAAAAGAUUGGCAAUGAGCACAUGAUGGCAAGUUGAUCUACCGUGCAAGUACAGCCACAAUGAAACUGAAAGGCCACAACACUGCAAAUUUCUGCAAUUGGGCAUGCCAAGCUGCAACAGCUAGUCCAAGUCAAACUGUCAAUAUUGUAGCCCGUUCAAUCAAGCCAGAUGAGCGCUACAAUUUGUCAUCAAAUUGUCG
Klebsormidium nitens is the source of this 6544-nucleotide messenger RNA. The record is from the annotation of a GenBank genome assembly. NCBI's taxonomy places the organism in Eukaryota, Viridiplantae, Streptophyta, Klebsormidiophyceae, Klebsormidiales, Klebsormidiaceae.